Messenger RNA from Penicillium angulare, 1329 nucleotides. RefSeq lists its product as uncharacterized. NCBI's taxonomy places the organism in Eukaryota, Fungi, Ascomycota, Eurotiomycetes, Eurotiales, Aspergillaceae. The transcript has 3 exons. Bases 1 to 1329 code for a protein of 442 amino acids. The record is from RefSeq and is a predicted model, not a curated record.
AUGAAAGCACAACUUAGUCGCGUCCUUUUGCUGGGACUAUUCAUAUCCACAGGCUUUCUCCACAAAGCCACAGCCACAGCAACAGAAAAAUUAACAACAAUCAAUCCAAAAAAAAGCUUCAAUUCCCACGCACACGCACACGCACACCAAGACACAAAUCCUCACCCCAAACUCCCACGAACCAUCCCAAAAUCCCGACGCAACAAUCUAACAAACUGGACCUACCAAAUCCCCCCCACCCUCGAAAAUGGCACCUCAAAAGCCCACCUAACAAUCCCCACCCCUUCGCAAACCCUAUUCACAAACGCCCUCCUCUCCCUCGAAAGACCGCAAAUAUCAAAAGUAACCCCCACCUCCUUCGACUGGUGGUACUUCGACGCGAUCUCAAGUCUCAACCCCUACGAAAGUCUAACAAUAACUCUCUUCAGCGCCUCAGCAAGUUCAUUCCCAUGGCUCGAUUCGACUGAGUCCUCUGUCCUGAUCGCGUAUUUGUGGGCGACGUUUGCGAAUGGAUCAGUCUUUUCGGAUUAUAUCCCUGCUAGUCUGGCGAGCAUCUCUGGUGGUGAUGAGGGGGGUAAGGCGAGUGAGGGGGUGUGGAGUGAUACGGGUUUUAGGUGGAUGGCUGAUGGGGAGGGGUUUUCGAAUUAUGAAGUUAUUGUUGAGUCUGAGGGGAUGGGUGUUUAUGGGACGUUUAUGUUGGAAUCGGAACUAGCACCCCAUCUACCAUGCGGAAUCCAAUCAGAAACAACAACACUAAAAAUAAUUCCUAACAUCGGCUGGGCAGCCCUAAUCCCCUCCGCGAAAGGAACAGUCAAUCUAAACAUCCAAGGAACACCCCUGACCUUCCAAGGACAAGCCUACCACGACAAAAACUGGUCCAACGAACCCUUCACCUCUAACGUCCAAAGCUGGUACUGGGGCCACGCCGAACUAGAAAGCUACUCAAUAAUCUGGUUCAGCGCCAUAGCCUCAAACAACAAAACAUACAUUAGCAGCUACGUUUCGCAAAAUGGAAUAGUGCUCGUAUCCUCUUGCGAUUCAGAUUCCAAGGCCUCAGUCCGACCAUACAGUACUACCUCUGCAACAGGUACUGGUACUGAUACAGGGGGCCGAUAUCCGCCUAUGGCCGGGGAUGUGCCGGAUGGAUUUUUGAUUGAGCUUUCGACUGGGGAGGAAGUGUUGAAAUUCAAUGUUAGUGUUCUUGCGGAGGUUGCUGGGGAUGGAAGGUAUUAUAUGCGGUGGACUGGGAACAUGAGUGGGAGUCUUGGGGGGAGGGAUCUGGGGAGCAAUGGGGUUGCUCUUUUUGAGCAGUUUGUUCUGGUGGAGUAA